Fukomys damarensis (Damara mole-rat) is the source of this 4332-nucleotide messenger RNA. RefSeq names its product semaphorin 4G (gene Sema4g). The record is from RefSeq and is a predicted model, not a curated record. NCBI's taxonomy places the organism in Eukaryota, Metazoa, Chordata, Mammalia, Rodentia, Bathyergidae. Gene Ontology annotation, molecular function: semaphorin receptor binding; chemorepellent activity. Gene Ontology annotation, biological process: neural crest cell migration; negative chemotaxis; semaphorin-plexin signaling pathway.
CAUUGCCUCUCUCUGGGCUUGUGAGACACAGCAGCCUGUAUAAGUGUGCCCUGUGCACCGAGUGGCUCCUCUUCUCUGGGUGUGUUCCCCCUCCCGCCCCACCCCGUCCAGUCCUAAGGCUCUCCCUUCUUGCCGAGCAAACAGGAGGCUCCAGGGUAAACAGGUGUGCCCCACGGUGAGGGCCUGGACACGGGCGGCCUGCCUGGAGCCUCCUGCUGCCCCAGCCCCCAAGGCAGGUGCCCAGGGGCCCUCCUCUGUCCCUCUUGUGUUCCUCUCUGCCCUCCUGCAACAGUGCUGACCUUCACCUCUGGAAGAAACCCUCCAGAUUCCUGUUUUCCCUCCAGCUUGCUCCUGACCCCUCCCUUCCUUUGAAGGCCUGGUAGUUAAUAUUUGACCCAAAAGGGAUAGGAGGGCAGCAGCACCCUCUGACCCUGCCUGUGGGUGUCUGGUGAGACGGGGUGGGUCUGGCCGCCUCCACUCCCAACCCAGUUUGGGAAGCCCCCUUGGAGUUUAAGGCCCCUGUCACCCAUGCCCACCUCAUCCCCAGUGGCUGGCUUGAGAGAGGGUCCAGGCUGGGGAACAGUGUCCAGAUGGACUGGGGGAGGUGGCCAAGAGCUCCAGGGGCCCAGUGCUCACUCCCGAACGUGGCUUAAGUCCGGAGCACUGCUUCACACCUCCUGCACAGACUUUCCUGUGCAGCUAGGGGCACCCAGAGGCCCACCCACCCCAGGCCCGCGCCCCGGGCCUGUGAGUGCCUGCUGUCAGGUAGGAACACAUGGGACGCUUCGCUGAAGGCUGCAGUACUGACUCGCACGGGCAGGACAGAAAUGUUCACCCCCUUGGAGAAGAAUGCCGCGGAGGAGAAGUGUCUAAUUAAAGAGAAAUUCCAGAGGGAGCGCUCAGGCCAAGGAAAAGAAAAAACAAAGGGAAACAGGACAGACUGAACAAAGGCCCAUUAAAUGUCCCUGCCCAGGCCUUCUGCGGAGGGCUGGCAGCAGGGCAGCUAGUGCUGCAGGCACAGGCCUUGGCUCUGAGAACCAAAACCCUGACUUGACCAGAAGAGGCCCAUUACCUUGGGCUUGGAUUGGGGCAAGAAGGCAGGUUCCACCCCAGCCUCUCCAUCAGAGUGGAGCUGACCUGGCAGGGGGGUUCUGUACCCCUACCUUUAGUUUCCCCUGAAGUCUGGGUAAUGCCAUCCGUCUUUUACCCUUAUGUAGAUCAAAGCACUUUCUCCUUUUUUCCUCCUUCAAAACAGAUGUCAGAGAAGCAGGACUAGCCAGCCCCGCAGUACCGGUCAGGGGACCCCAUUAGGAGCCUACAGCCCUCUGACUCCUCCAGUCCAGUUCACCAUGGAGUUUGCAUCUGAUGCAGGAAGGCAUGUGAUGGGUCCCGCUCUCUGGCUCUGAGCUGUGAUUCCAUGGCCAUAGGACUCUGUGGCUCCAUGUCCCCCCCAUUCCAGGAUCCUCCCUGGCCCCGUAACGGCUUGACCCCCACGGCCUCUUGACCCCUGACUUUCCACUUGACCUUGCUGGACUUUGACCCCGGUGACUGUUUUCCCCUCCCUCCUGUGCCUCCGGUCCUGGCUCCUGUUGGGGGUCUUGCUGGUCUGGACCUCCCCAGGAAGAUGUGGGGGAGCCUCUGGCCCCUUCUCCUAGGCUUCCUCAUGGCAGGGGCAGCCCCUGGGCCCUCCCUGCGGAGACCGUCCCGAGAGCUGGAUGCCACCCCGCGGAUGACCAUCCCCUUUGAAGAGCUCUCUGGGGUCAGGCACUUCCAGGCCCAAGCCCAGAACUACUCAACGCUGCUCCUAGAGGAGGCCUCAGCAAGACUGCUGGUGGGAGCGCGAGGUGCCCUGUUCUCGCUCAGCGCCCGGGACAUAGGAGAUGGGGCUCACAAAGAGAUUCAGUGGGAGGCCUCCUUGGAGACGCGAAGAAAAUGUCAUCAAAAAGGAAAGAACAACCAGACGGAGUGCUUCAAUCAUGUGCGGUUCCUACAGCGGCUCAACGCCACGCACCUCUACGCAUGUGGGACUCACGCCUUCCAGCCCCUCUGUGCCGCCAUUGAUGCCGAGUCCUUCACCAUGCCUAGUAGCUUCGAGGAGGGGAAGGAGAGGUGCCCAUAUGACCCCACCCGGGGCUUCACCGGUCUGGUUAUCGAUGGAGGCCUCUACACGGCCACGCGGUACGAGUUUCGGAGCAUCCCUGACAUCCGCCGGAGCCGCCAUCCGCACUCGCUGAGAACUGAGGAGGCUCCCGUGCACUGGCUUAACGAUGCUGAAUUUGUGUUCUCUGUACUGGUGCGGGAGAGUGAGGCCAGCGCGGUGGGCGAUGAUGACAAGGUUUAUUUCUUCUUCACGGAGCGUGCUGCCGCUGAGGAGGGCUCCAGCAGCUUCAACCCGAGCCGCAGCAGCCACCGUGUGGCCCGAGUGGCGCGUGUGUGCAAGGGAGAUCUAGGAGGGAAGAAGAUCCUGCAGAAGAAGUGGACGUCCUUCCUGAAGGCCCGUCUCCUCUGCCACAUCCCCCAGUAUGAGACGCUGCGCGGGGUCUGCAGUCUGGAUGCUGACCUCUCUGCCCGCACACACUUCUAUGCAGCCUUCACGCUGACCACACAGUGGAAGACCCUGGAGGCCUCAGCCAUCUGCCGCUACGACCUGGCUGAGGUGCAGGCUGUCUUCUCAGGACCCUACAUGGAGUACCAGGAUGGCACCCGGCGCUGGGGCCGCUACGAGGGUGGGGUGCCUGAGCCCCGUCCUGGCUCGGUGAGCACCCUGGCCCGGGGCUACAAUUCGUCCCAGGACCUGCCGUCCCUGGUCCUGGAUUUCGUGAAGUUGCAUCCACUGAUGGCUCGGCCCGUGGUCCCCAGCCGCGGACGGCCCCUGCUGCUCAAGCGCCACGUCCACUACACACACCUUGCGGGGAUUCCAGUUAGCACUCCUGCUGGACCCACCUAUGACCUGCUCUUUCUGGCCACAGCUGAUGGCUGGAUCCACAAGGCCGUGGUCCUGGCCUCUGGAAUGCACAUUAUUGAAGAGACACAAGUGUUCAGGCAGCCCCAGUCGGUGGAGAAUCUAGUCAUCUCUCUGAGGCAGCACAGCCUGUAUGUGGGCGCCCCUAGUGGGGUCAUCCAGCUGCCCCUGUCCACCUGCUGGCGAUAUCGUUCCUGCUAUGACUGCAUCCUGGCCCGUGACCCCUACUGUGGCUGGGACCCCAGCAACCUUUCCUGUGUGGCAGCCACCACCAUAGCAAACAGAACAUCACUGAUACAGGACAUAGAGAGGGGAAAUCGAGGCUGUGAGGGCAGCAGGGAUCCAGGGCCACCACCACCACCACUGAAGACCCGCUCAGUUCUCCGGGGUGACGAUGUCCUCCUGCCCUGUGACCAGCCAUCCAACCUGGCCCGGGCCUUGUGGCUUCUCAAUGGGAGCAAAAGCCUGAGCGAUGGGCAGGAUGGCUACCGUGUGGGUGUCGAUGGGCUGCUGGUGACAGACACACAGCCCGAGCACAGUGGCAGCUACAGCUGCUUUGCUGAGGAGAAUGGCCUACGAACCCUGCUGGCCUCCUACAGCCUCACUGUCCGGCCAGCCACUCCUGCCCCGGCUCCACAAGCCCCCGCGACAAACGAGGCACGCCUGGCCCCGGACGUGAGGCUGCUCUACGUGCUCGCCAUCGCUGCCCUUGGGGGCCUCUGCCUCCUCUUGGCCUUCUCCCUCCUCUACGUGGCUUGUCUGCGCGGAGGGGGACGAGGUCGGCGACGGAAGUACUCGCUGGGUCGGGCCAGCCGGGCAGGGGGCUCUGCCGUGCAGCUGCAGACAGUCUCAGGCCAGUGUCCUGGAGAGGAAGACGAGGGUGAGGACGGGGAAGGGGCUGAGGGCCUGGAAGGGAGCCGCCUCCAGAUCAAAAAAAAACCACCGCCCCCGCUGCCCCCGGCUGAGUUGACCAAUGGACUGGUGGCACUGCCCAGCCGGCUUCGAAGGAUGAAUGGCAACAGCUAUGUGCUGCUGAGGCAGAGCAACCACGGCACGCCGGCGGGGCCCUGCUCCUUUGCUGAGGAGCUCAGCCGCAUCCUGGAGAAGAGGAAGCACACGCAGCUCGUAGAGCAGCUAGACGAGAGCUCCGUGUGAGCCUGGCCCCCCAGCAGAUGCUCUUGCUGCCUGCUCCGGGCUGGGCCGCCGCCGGCACAGCCACCCCUCCACACCCUCACUCCGUGCCCUUCUCCCAACUGUGGCAUCUCAGUAGGGCUAGCCAGUCAGGCCAGCCAAAGCCCCUCCUCAGUCUCAGGACCCACCUGUGAGCAGCCCAGGCCCACCGGUGCUCCUCAGAGGUAGGGCUCUGCAGG